UGGGGGCUUCUUUUGAAAAGUGAAAGCUGAAUCUCCUGCCUAAUUCAGCAGCUGGGGCUGUAAGAAAUAAACCAAAUCGUGGGAAACUUGUGAUAAAAAUGAUCACAAGAGUUGGCAGGAAAGGCGCUUACAGUGAUCCUUUCUGUCCCUUCCAAACACAUAAGAUAACAAUGGCAGUACUGGAUCGGACCAAAGGUAUCCUGCCUUCCCACAGUGGCCAAUGCCAGGUGUUCCGGAGGGAAUGAGCAGAACAGGUAAUUUCCUGACCUGAUUUGGAUGACAGUAGCAGAACAACUCUUAUUUCUUAGGACGUCUACAUCACUGCUUCCCUAUAUUUAUUAAAAACCUUAAAUAGCACCAGUGCUUGGGCAAGCACAGCGAAGUACAGAACCGCCAAGCCUCUUUCUUGUGAAGAGAGAUGUCCCCUCACCCUUUAUAUUGUUUGGCAGUUUAAAAUAUUUCUUCUUUUGUUGAUUAAGGAAUUUGCUAUUUUACUUUUAAUACAAAUCUUAAAAGCUCCAGUGUGACCUUUAUUCAAAAACUUUUGCAGCUUGAUACUCUGUAAGACUUUAUUAGAAAAUUUCCCUCAAACAAAAACUUCACGUUCCACUAGAGCUUUCCUGGGGAGUGUUCUGAGUAUAUGCAUUCUCCUCAUCAUGGCUUUCUUCUAUGUCUCUAGCUUCUUGGGUUUGCAGACUUUGGGGAAAUACCACCUGUUUUGGCCUGCUCCAAGGUUCCAACAGCUGUUUGCUAUCAUCUUCCGUCUCCACAACAGGGAACAUGUUAAAAGUUUUAUUACUACUUCUCAGUCUGCAGUACCAGUGGAUCCUAACACAACUCAUAUGCUGUCUACUAAAACCAGAUCGGAACGUAGAGAUGGAGAGAAAAGAGAGGGCAUGGCUAGAGGAGACACCUCUUCUCCUCAUCCUUUUUCCCUGUUCUCUGCUGGAGCUGCCAAAAGGAGAUCAAAGAACCAAGAGGAACCUUUCAUGAUAUCUAAAAGGAAUGGUAUUCAGCCACCAGAAAAACCUUUGAGUGUGGAGGAAUGGGAGGAACUGAGGGAAGAAUUUAAGGCAGUUAGCAAGUUUGAAUAUGUAAUGCUAGAGCAAAUGAUCAAAUACAAUAGCUCCAUAGACGUGGCCAAAUCCUUGCUGUCUAUGGUGGCAACGAGAAAAGGUGACAUCAGUUAUAAUUUAUUGGUCAAGUACCUUGCGCUGUGCAUCAAGCAGGAGCAGCUAGCAGAGGUUUUUGAUGUCUUUGAUAUAAUUAAACUCAGAUUUAAGACUUUGGAACCUGGGGCUUACAGCCUUCUGAUUAAGGGAUUGAGUGGUUCUGAUAGGUGGAGAGAGGCUUUGUUGCUACUGGAAGAGAUAAAAAAAGUCAUGACACCUUCAAAAGCCAACUAUGGAGACUGUAUCAAAGGGGCCCUCAAUAACCAAGAAAUAAACUUGGCAUACGAACUGUAUCAUGAAAUGCUGGCUAAGGAGUUGAUACCAAACUUGGAUACACUGCAAGCGUUUUUUGAUACUGGCAAGUGUGUGAAGGAUGAUCAGUUAAAAAGUGAACUCUUAGGAAUCCUCCUAUAUCUGAGAGAAAAUCAGAUAUAUCCUGGAGAAACUCUUAUGCAGAGUAUAAAGCUAUGGUUUGAAAGUAUUCCAGGAGAGAAAUGGAAAGGAUACAUAACCACCAUUACGAAUAGUGGAAAAUGUCCGGUUUGUAACCAACACCUGGAAACCAUUCAUUUGAAUGAAGAAGAAUACAAUAUACUCAAGGCAAAAAUAAUAAAAGAUGUGAUCCAGGGAACUGAUGUAUUCAGGAAGACUACUCCUCAGGAACUUGAAGAAUUUCGAAACUUUGUGGAAAAUCAUCCUCCAUAUGAUAUUGUGAUAGAUGGACUCAAUGUUGCCAAAGUUUCUAACAGAAGGAGUGAGUCUCAAACUCUACUUGAUGUUGUCUCCCACCUGGCACAGAAGAAUCUGCGGUUGCUCGUGCUGGGCCGCAAACACAUGCUGACGGGAUCUCCUAACUGGAAAAGGCCUAUUGUGGCUGCUACGCAGAAGAAAGCAGACUUUUUCUUUGCUGAAAAUGUGUCAGAAGAUGACCCUUUCCUGUUAUAUGCCACUCUUCAUUCAGGCAAUCAUUGUAAGUUCCUUACUAGAGACCUCCUGCGAGAUCACAAGGCUUGUCUUCCCGACAAUCUUACUCGACAUCUGUUCUUUAAGUGGCAACGUGGACACCAAAUGGUGCUUUCCCACUACUGGCCAGGAAAGAGGAUAAAAUUUCAGCCUAUUCCCACUUACGACACAGUGGUGCAGACUACUGGUGACACUUGGCAUAUUCCCUAUGAUGAACAACUGGUGGAAAGAUAUUCCUAUGAAGUGCCAACCAAAUGGCUUUGCCUUCAACGGAAAUAAGAAAGAAUGCAAACUACAAACUUACAGUCUUACAAACUAAAACUGUAAUUGUUCGCCAAUGUUGCUAAUGGGUGGAUCCAGUGAUCACGCACAUUCAUGGGAUUAAUACACCAAAUACGAAUUCUGCUGCUGACUAAAUGAUCAGUAAUCAUAGUUCACCAAAUUCAUAUCUGCCAUAACACCACUGAAGUCAGUUGUGUUAUAGCAGGAUGAAUUUGGCCCAUUACUUGCAGCUUUGAUAACCAGAAUUCAUUUUGCCCUGUAGUAAAUAAGAGAUGUGUUGUAGCAGCAUCAUUUAUAAAGAUUUCAUUGGGAGGAGGUAAUAAAGUGAUUAAGCACUGGGAUGGUCCAUGUAUCCUCCUAAUAAAAUUUAGCUUCAAAAUUUC
Molecule: messenger RNA, 2800 nt
Organism: Pelodiscus sinensis (Chinese soft-shelled turtle)
Lineage: Eukaryota; Metazoa; Chordata; Testudines; Trionychidae
Gene: PRORP
Product: protein only RNase P catalytic subunit
Biological process (GO): tRNA 5'-leader removal; mitochondrial tRNA 5'-end processing
Cellular component (GO): mitochondrial ribonuclease P complex; mitochondrion
Molecular function (GO): ribonuclease P activity; protein binding
Source: RefSeq, a predicted model, not a curated record